GGGCGCUGGUUCCUCGAGUGCCCGGGCCGGGGCCUGAGGAACGGGCACCGGGCCGGGGCAGCGAGCAGUAAGCAGAGCGGACGGCGGGCGCUGCCUGAGGCGACAAGGACAGCGAGCGCUGGUAGAAUGGAAGAUUUUGUUUGAAGUACUAGAAACUAAAUGCUGCCGGGAUCAAGAUUUUACUAGAAACAGAGUGGAUAUCAGUCCCUGCUUGUUUAACUGGGGGAAUAAAAAUGCACAUCUACUGAAGAAAAAUCUGUGGACAUAAACUCUUCUCUUCCUGUUUUCCAAUAUAUUUCAUUGGUUGUUUAUCUUAUUUAAAUGUACAAUAAUAUAGUAGCCAAGAGAAUGCAACUGCUGUUCCUUUAAUAUCAGAACUAUGCACACUACAAUAGGUGUCACUGUUUUGCUUGGUCCAAUCAUGACUGGUGACUUCAGCUAUUGGCUCCGAGCACUGGCUGUCUGACUCCAUCUGCAGGGCUGUAAUACCUACUCUCCUCCGAUCCAUUCACCACACAACUUCAGCCGGCCGAACAGACUCACGCGGCUCCAGCACAUCUUGCUAACCUAAUUCAGAAAACAAGUGCUACGGCUCUCUGCCUGUCACCUUUGCUCAGUGUAGCAUUUUCAGGUGAUCUAGGAAACUGGGUUAUUUUUAUGAGCAAAUAAGAGGAACAGGAAUCAUGAUGGGGAUGUAUUUAACAGACCCAGUACUGGAUAAAACUUAAAGCCAGUUUCUAAUUCAACAUAGUAAAAAGGUCACCUUGCCCGGCUGAGAAAAGAAGCAAAAUAUCAGCUUGCUGGUUUCUGUUCUCAUCUUAGCUCGUGCUAGCCUCUUUUCCUUGAUGCUCACACCGAUUUGGAAUAUCUGGCUAUAAAGAGAGACCUACUGUACUCAUGGUAGAUGACAAGGAAAAGAACAUGAAAUGUCUCACCUUCUUCUUGAUGCUUCCAGAGACGGUAAAGAACAGAUCCAAGAAAAGCUCGAAGAAAACAAAUCCCAGCAGUAGCAGCAGCAGCAGUAGCAGCAGCAGCAAGUUGCCUCCAGUUUGUUAUGAAAUAAUUACCUUGAAGACUAAAAAGAAGAAGAAGAUGGCUGCUGAUAUAUUCCCCCGAAAAAAACCAGCCAACUCCAGCAGCACCACUGUCCAGCAGUACCACCAGCAGAAUCUCAGUAACAACAACCUUAUUCCGGCCCCGAAUUGGCAGGGUCUUUAUCCCACCAUUAGAGAGAGAAAUGCAGUGAUGUUCAAUAAUGAUUUGAUGGCAGAUGUACAUUUUGUGGUUGGGCCACCAGGUGGGACUCAGCGGUUGCCAGGACACAAAUAUGUUUUAGCUGUUGGGAGCUCUGUUUUCCAUGCAAUGUUUUACGGAGAACUUGCCGAGGACAAAGAUGAGAUCCGUAUACCAGAUGUCGACCCUGCUGCUUUUCUCGCUAUGCUGAAAUACAUCUAUUGUGAUGAAAUUGACUUGGCUGCUGACACAGUCUUGGCCACUCUUUAUGCUGCCAAAAAGUACAUCGUCCCUCACCUUGCCCGGGCCUGCGUCAAUUUCCUGGAGACCAGCCUGAGCGCCAAGAACGCCUGUGUCCUCCUGUCCCAGAGCUGCCUGUUUGAGGAGCCGGACCUGACCCAGCGGUGCUGGGAGGUGAUCGACGCCCAGGCCGAGCUCGCUCUCAAGUCUGAGGGGUUCUGUGAUAUUGACUUCCAGACACUAGAAAGUAUCCUCCGCAGGGAAACUCUGAAUGCCAAAGAAAUUGUGGUUUUCGAGGCAGCUCUCAACUGGGCUGAAGUGGAAUGCCAGCGACAAGAUCUGGCUUUGAGCAUUGAAAACAAGCGCAAGGUCCUCGGGAAGGCGCUUUACUUGAUCCGCAUCCCGACCAUGGCCCUGGACGAUUUUGCAAACGGUGCUGCACAGUCUGGAGUCUUAACUCUGAACGAGACCAACGACAUCUUCCUUUGGUACACCGCGGCCAAGAAGCCCGAGCUGCAGUUCGUGAGCAAAGCCCGCAAGGGCCUCGUCCCGCAGCGCUGCCACCGUUUCCAGUCGUGCGCCUACCGGAGCAACCAGUGGCGCUACCGGGGCCGCUGCGACAGCAUCCAGUUCGCCGUCGACAAGAGGGUGUUCAUCGCGGGCUUCGGGCUGUACGGCUCCAGCUGCGGCUCGGCCGAGUACAGCGCCAAGAUCGAACUCAAGCGGCAGGGCGUCGUCCUGGGGCAGAACUUGAGCAAGUACUUCUCAGACGGCUCCAGCAACACCUUCCCCGUGUGGUUUGAGUACCCGGUGCAGAUUGAGCCGGACACCUUCUACACGGCCAGUGUGAUCCUGGACGGCAAUGAGCUCAGCUACUUUGGACAGGAAGGCAUGACGGAAGUUCAGUGUGGCAAAGUCACCGUCCAGUUCCAGUGCUCGUCGGACAGCACCAACGGCACCGGGGUGCAGGGGGGGCAGAUCCCCGAACUUAUAUUCUACGCUUGAGCACGCUUCCCGGAGCAGUGUGGGCUCUGAGGUGCACACCACACUCCUCCUUGCUUGAUGCUUAGCUCAGCUGCAGAUAUGCGAUCAGCGCAGGUAAUUUGUAAUGAACGGAGCUGUAGGCAGGUUCUAAUUUCUUUCAACCUUUUAAUUAUGUACAGACAAAAAUGCGGCAUUCAGCUUUUAACUCUAUGCCUAAAAGAGCCAAGUUCUCAUCAAGGCUUGUGGUUCUUAGAGUUGGAUCUAUACAUCUGGGGAGAUUUUUGAGUUCUUUUCCAACUGCCCCACUGACCUCCCAGUUUUGUCCCUCUUAGGAAGAUUUUCAGAUCACCUCAAAUUCCCUUUUGGGCUUUAUUUUAAAUAGGAAUAAAUAGUCUAAAAUAACAAUAACAAGAAUUAUUUUUAAACAGAACCCCUCACUUCCCGAAAAUCAGAUAAACCUCAGUGUACAAUUUUGAAAGACGUUUUGCUUCAUAAUUAAUAAUUUAGAAAGUAGACAGUAGUCACCUUUACCUUCUUAUUUUAUUUCCUUUUAAAUAUUUUACUUUUGGGCAUUGCUUUUUCUUAAAUCCUAAAUUCAUAAGAUUGUUAAAUUUUAAACUGCAAAGUGUCAAUGUAAAGUAAGCAAGUAAGAAAUUUGAAGUUUUAGGUCAUGACUUUUGCUACAAACAGAUUUAUAUUCUUUUAGUUUAGAAGACAGAAUAUUGCAGUACAGAGACUUCUUUUAGAAGUAACUAAAUUAUAAAAUUUUAUUGUCAUUAGGAAAAAGUUGCAGGCCUUUUAAUUUAAACUAAAACGGUUUUAAAAGGAAGCCUAAAAAAGGUCCCAUACGACAAAUACUUUAAUUGAUGACAUAUUAUAACACAGAGUUUGAAAAAGUCAGACCCUUUUCCCUGCUUAGAUUCUGAUCCCUGCCAUUUGCGGGUUUUCAAAAGUUGUACUGUAUAGCAUUCCUAUUCCCUUUUUCCCAUGAAAAGAGGACCAAACAAUUCUUUAGAUGAAUAGAAUAACAAUUAGUUUUGUAGCACCACAUGUUAAUGUAAUAAGAUAUUUUAUUAAUUGAUUUUUUUUUUUUUAAUCUGAAAUGUACUUCACCGGAUCUACUUUGACCACAUUGUAUCUUCUUAGUUAAUUAUAAUUCUGUCCUGUUCCUGGACUGCUAGAAUCUGGCCUCUGGCCAUCUUAAAGUGCCAAUAUAUGCCUGCAGGGUUUUUAGAAAAUGGUCUAGAGCGAUACACUUGAUGAUACCUAAUAGUCACUGCCUCAGCAUCACAUCCAGCUCUCUUAUUUGUCCACGGAUAAUGUAAACAAAGGAGGGAAAAGCUCAUCAAAACAUUCUCUUUCAGCGAAGGCUUGUGCUGGCUUAGUGCCCGUGACCCUGGUGGUGUCCACUGUGUUCACUCCCAGUUGAAGUAUCCAUGUGUUUCUGGGCAGCUUUUCUGCCCAGCGUGAUCCUGAGAUGGCUUCCCCGCCACCCAGAGUGUGGUCGCUGGCCGCCUCCUUCUCCUGCUCUGUGAGCCCGAAGCUGGCUCUGGAGCAGGGGUUAGUCCUGGGGUGGGUGUGUGCGUGGGUGCCCGUGCGCGUUCAGGUGCGUGCCAGCUCAGGAAUUGUCUCCUCCCUGCCUGGUCAGUGAGGGCUGGGACAGAAAUGGUCCCCCUGCUGGCCCCAGCUGGGCCCCAGUGAGUGACUGCCUGUGCUUCUGGGCCACUAGUCCCCCUGUAGACGUGGGCUUGUUGCUUCGGCCAGCUUCCCUGAUGGAGGAGAACACUGGAUUACGGGAAACGUUUUAAUCACCUUUACCAUUACCUAUGUGUGUUAGCGCAGAUGAUCAAAAGCUAUCAUGGUGAUUAUAGAUGAGUAUUCCCAGGACAACUUUCCAAAAUUAUCUAACAAUUAUUUCUUAUUAGCAAGAUGACAGUAGUUUUUGGCAAACUAUGAAAUAAAGGUACGUUUUCAAUUUAAAAAAUGCUUCUACAAAGGGUAUUAUUUAUAAAUUAUGGUUAAACAUUUCGGUAACUCAUAGUUACUUUGCAAAUUGGUAGACUAUAUACCUAAUUGGAAGGCACUCAUUUUUAAGCCAGAGGAGAAGAAACUUUAUUUAGCACUAAUUUCAUCAUAUCAGAUUGUUGGCGGUGGGUGUGAUAACCUUAGAGUGAAGAUUGUUCAUUCAGUAACACCCAUGGUCAGUGCUCCUGUUAGUAGCUGCCCUCCAGAGGCUGGGGAACCGCUGGGUGAGAGCCACGUGAGAUCCUGUACACUAGGUGUGGAAGAACUUAAUUUUAUAUUAAUUACUAUCACCUGAAAAAGAAAAAAAAAAACAAAACCCAUCCAUCAUCUGAUUGGCUGGUGCCAAGAUCUGUGGGUUAAAUUUGAAAGUUGUAUUUAAAACAAGAAAACUUUAUCUUUUAAAUCCUAUUCUCCCUUCUGCAUUUUCAAUGACAUGGAAUUAAGGCUAAUGUGCUUGCUUUAUUUUCUUUGGUAAUCUCAAAUUUUGUAGCUUUUAAAACUAGAAACCAUUGUUCUGACAAGGCGGGCAACUGUAGUGUAUAAAUGCAACUUUAUUAAACAAUGCCCUAUAGAUGCUUUUCCCAAUGUAUCUGGCAGUCUUUGUCAUUGUUUAUAUCCUGGGGAUAAGGGGAACUAGGCUAGCAGUUCUAAUGUAACAUUCUUUAAGCAUAUCUUAAUAUAGUAUUUAAGUAAAUGGUCUAAUUUCUACAUAACUGUUGCACUGAACUGUCUUUUUUUUUAAGGUGUUUAAAUAAGCUCGCUAAUUCAAGACACUAGCCACUUGUGCAUCAGUGUGCUUGAAUUCAGUAGCUUACAGCAUUAUUUAUGAAGGAAAAAUAUAUAAAUAUGAAGUACCUCAUGUUGAAUGUUAUUGUACUGUAUUUUUAAUGUAACAGUGCAGAUCUUGUUAGACACAUGAAUGUAUAUAAUCAUGUUAAGUGAAAAUAAAAUAAAACUGGUUCAUA
Molecule: messenger RNA, 5447 nt
Organism: Balaenoptera acutorostrata (minke whale)
Lineage: Eukaryota; Metazoa; Chordata; Mammalia; Artiodactyla; Balaenopteridae
Gene: BTBD3
Product: BTB domain containing 3
Exons: 5
Coding region: 898-2478 (526 amino acids)
Biological process (GO): dendrite morphogenesis; neurogenesis; cerebral cortex development
Cellular component (GO): cytosol
Molecular function (GO): protein binding
Source: RefSeq, a predicted model, not a curated record